Zootermopsis nevadensis is the source of this 693-nucleotide messenger RNA. NCBI's taxonomy places the organism in Eukaryota, Metazoa, Arthropoda, Insecta, Blattodea, Termopsidae. The record is from RefSeq and is a predicted model, not a curated record.
UACCGUAAACAUGAGAAUUUAUUGUCGUUUCAGCAAUGAUCUUGUCCAAUGGCGUAGCUCUUUUUAAACUGGGUUUACAACAGUAUAAGUAGUGACAACAGUGACCAUUGCGGCCGAGUGCAGUAUUAAAUUGCAGACGACUUGAAUUGGGUCCGUUAAAUGCAGGGAACUCGAAGACGCAGAUGUUUGCUUCGACCGCGUGAAACGGCACGGAAUGUUCCGCGGUUACAGAACUGCCAGUGUUUGAAUUCUGCUGACAGACGGCGGCCAGAGUGUCUCAGCGUGUACUUCUGCACAGUGACCGUAAGAUUUGCCAAAAUAAACAGAACUUGCUGUGACCAUCAUGUGGGCAGCGAGACAGGAAGGGUUACACGACGAUCCUCUGCCGGUUUAAUCCCAGCAUGGCCCUGUACUACAUAUGCGCAGCCCAGAUCAGUCGCCUCUCCUGCCAGACUGUGGAAUUGUUCACUGACGUGUCUUCGGGUAUCAGAACAAAUGUUGACGUCCACCUCCAACGCAAUGCCCAUUGGACAACGGGGCUUCGUUCCACUUGGAGUUAAAGCAACGUACCAUGAAGUUUUCAACUUGACUUGGACUAGUGCUGAGCUGAAAAUACGUUACUUGGUUUAGGAUCGGGCAAUUAAACCUGAAAACUAAAAUAGUGUAGUUGCGUCAUAUUGUGAUUUAUUAAAU